Molecule: messenger RNA, 926 nt
Organism: Mesitornis unicolor (brown roatelo)
Lineage: Eukaryota; Metazoa; Chordata; Aves; Mesitornithiformes; Mesitornithidae
Gene: COASY
Product: CoA synthase
Biological process (GO): coenzyme A biosynthetic process
Molecular function (GO): dephospho-CoA kinase activity; ATP binding
Source: RefSeq, a predicted model, not a curated record
ACAAGGUCCUGGCGGAGCUGAUCGAGCCCUAUGAGCUGCGCACGGCGAAGCUGCGUGAGUUCCUGGAGGACGUGAUGCCCUCGCUGCAUUACGACAUCGUGCCUCUGCUGGACCCCUACGGCCCCUCAAUCACAGACCCCGACCUGCAGUGCCUGGUGGUCAGCGAGGAGACCCGCAGGGGCGGAGAGGCCGUCAACAAGAAGAGACUGGAAAACGGGCUACCCGAGCUGGCGCUCUACGAGAUCCUGCUGAUGAAGGACCCUGACCACGCUCAGAGCGAGGAGGAGAAGAUCAGCUCCUCCAGCCUGCGGCAGAGGCUGCUCGGGACGCUGCUACAGCCCCCGCGGCACGACCCUGCCCUGCGCUCACGUCCGUACGUGAUCGGCCUCACCGGGGGAACCGGGAGCGGGAAAACCUCCAUCGCCAAACUGCUGGGACAUCUGGGAGCCUUCCUCAUUGACGCCGACAAGCUGGGCCACGCUGUCUACGUCCCCGGUGGCCCUGCCUACGAGCGCGUGGUGGCAGCUUUUGGGGCAGAAAUCCUGAAUGGAGAUGGGACAAUAAACAGGAAAGUCCUUGGGGCCAAAGUGUUUGGAAGCCAGGAGCGACUGAAGAGUCUCACGGACAUCGUGUGGCCGGAGAUAGCCCGGAUGGUCAGGGAGCAGAUUGGGGAGGCAGGCGCUCAAGGGAAGGCCGUGUGCGUGCUGGAUGCUGCGGUGCUGCUGGAGGCUGGCUGGCAGGACAUGGUCCACGAGGUGUGGACGGCCGUCAUCCCAGAGGAGGAGGCCGUGAAGCGCAUCAUGGCCCGGGACGGGCUGAGCGAGGAGGCUGCUCGCAGCCGGCUGCAGAGCCAGAUGAGCAACAGCCAGCGCGUGGAGCAGUCGCAGGUGGGGCUGUACCGGGAGCCACGGGUCACCCGCAGGCAG